AGCACCCGUCUUACCUGAGUGCCUGAAGACUCAAGGAAACCAACAAUGGAUAAAAACCUGUUUGGCGGAGUGCCGCGGUUUCUCACCCGCCCGAAGGCGUUCGCGGUGUGCGCGGGCAAGGACGCCACGCUGAGCUGCACCAUCGUGGGCAGCCCGACCCCGCUGAUCACCUGGGAGAAGGACAAGCUGAAGCUGACGUCCGGCGGCCGCUUCAAAACCGUGGAGGACGGAGACGCGUACCGCCUCACCAUCUACGACUUGACGCUGGAGGACAGCGGCCAAUUCAUGUGCCGGGCCAAAAACAGCGUCGGGGAAGCGUACGCCGCCGUGACCCUCAAAGUGGCGCUGCCGACCGAGAUGGCUCACAGGGCCCCCGGGUUCAUGGUCAAGCCCGCCUCCGCUCGCGUGGGUUUGGGAGACGACGUCGUCUUCCACUGCCGGGUCGUCGCCUACCCCGACGCCAACUUCGACUGGGAGAAAGACGGCCGCUACUUGGGGGAGACCAACCGCAUCAAGGUCGUUUCCGACGGCGACAGCAGCAUCUUGAAGAUCCAGAGCGCGCGUCACCUGGACAGCGGCACCUACACCUGCAGGGCGCAGAACGCCGUCGGGCGCUCGCACGCCGCGGCCGCUCUCGUCGUGGACGCCCAGGAUUCACGCCACCUGGCCGCGGACAAAAACACCUCCCUCCUUUCUCACCUGCAAAAGCGCAAGGAGGAGAUGAACAAGGACAUCUCCAUCUACCGCACCGAGGAAAGCAGAUCCUCCGUUUCCUCGUCGACGUCCCCCUCCUCCAAGGCCAACGUCGCCGACGGCUUGAGUUCUCUGAGGCUGCCCAAAGGUGUGUUCACCCGCACCUGCACGGUGACCGAGGGCAAGCACGCCAAGCUCAGCUGCUUCGUGACGGGUCACCCUAAACCCCACAUCAUCUGGAGGAAGGACGGAAGCAACAUCAACGAGGGCCGCAGGCAAGUCAUCUACGAGGACCAAGCCGAGAACUUCAUCCUCAAGAUCCUGUACUGCAAGCAGAGCGACAACGGCCUCUACACCUGCAACGCCACCAACAUGGCGGGCCAGACCUACAGCGCCGUGUUGGUCACGGUCAAAGAGCCGAAGGUGCCGUUCAGGAGGAAGCUCCAGGAUGUGGAGGUUCAAGAGAAAACCUCGGCCACUCUGAUGUGCGAGGUGCCCGUCAGCGCCACCCAGGCCAGCUGGUUCAUGGAGGAGACGCGGCUGCAGCAGAGCAACAAGUAUUACAUCGAGCAGGAAGGCAACCUUCGACGUCUCAUCAUCCACAACGUCACCACCAACGACGACGGCGUUUACAUCUGCGAGAUGAAGGAGGGCAGUCGCACUGUGGCGGAGCUCACCGUCCUGGGCAACAUAACGAAGAAACUUCCCCGGAGGACAGUGGUCCCCGUCAGUGACACCGUCAUCUUCUGUGUGGAGCUGGAGCAUCCCUUCCCGGAUGCUUACUGGACCCGCAAUGGAGAGAAACUCAAGAAAGAUUCCCGUAUUUCCAUUGCGUGCACGCUCAGACAAUACACGCUCACCAUUAGAGACUGCCAGGCGGACGACUCCGGAGAGGUGGCCUUUGUGGCUGGAGACUGCAAGACCUCCACUCGGUUCUCCGUCACCGCUGCAAGGAAGCAUCCUCCCGACCCCCCCGUCGACGCCGUGGUGCAGAACAAGACCGACUCAUCCGUCACCAUCCGGUGGUCUCCUCCAGACAGCGACCGCCCUGUGCCCAUCAAGGGCUACAUUGUGGAGAAGAAGAAGAUUGGCACUCAGACAUGGCAGAGGUGCAACGCCGGGGAAACCGUCGUUUCGACGGAGAUCACCGUCUGCAGCUUCACGGAAGAGGCCACCUACCAGUUCCGUAUCUCCGCUAUGAACGACUUUGGCCAAAGUCCCCACCUGGAGGUGCCUGGGAGCUUCUUCCUGGAACCCAGUGCUGACAUCAAGAAAGGCCUGGCGAACAGCGUCGCGACCUCCGGCGAGGAGUUCUCCAUCUCCGUGGAGCUGUCCGCCGUUUGCUCCGGCUUCUGGUCUCUGGGCGGCCGCCUCCUGCGCAGCGGAGCGGACUACCUCAUCACCAGGUCCAAGAACACGCACACUCUGCUCAUCCGGGUCGUGACCGCGGAAAUGAACGGAGCCGAGGUCAAGUUUGUGGGCGGAGGCUCGCAGAGCGGUUGCAUCCUAUCUGUGACGGCUCCUUCUUUUAAGUUCACCAACAAGUCAGAUGUGCUGGAGGUGGUGAGCUGCAGUGCCCAAGCCACCGCUCAGCUGACUGCUGAGGUGUCGGAUUACGAUGCACAGGUGGUUUGGAUGAGGAACGGGCGGGAGGUGAAAACGGGAAAAAAGUACGAAUACAUGAACGUCGACCGCAAGAGGACCCUUACGGUCCACAACGUCACGGAGGAAGAUGUCGGCACCUACGAGUGCGUUUUAGCCGACGACAGAAUGCCCCUGCAACUCUCUCUCAAAGAUGAACCCGCCAAAUUUCUGAACAAAGCCAGAGGCACCGUGGGGAUGACGUCGUCCCUCAAAGGAGAUCUGGAGCUGAGCUGCGAGGUUUCUCCCGCCAGCGCGGCCGUCGUGUGGAGAAAGGAUCAAGCGCAGAUGGCCGAGGACCAAAGGACCGCCUUCGUCUCCAAAGGCACUCAAAGGAAACUCGUCAUCAAGAACGCCAAGAAACGCGACGAAGGACAUUACUCCUGCGAGACGGCGGCGGACAAAGUCACAUUCCAGGUCAAGAUAAAAGAAACUCAAGCCGCAUCGGCAUUCUCCAACAAGGAGUCGGUCCAGAAGCAGGUGAAAGCCACGCUCUCCCAGAAGGCGACCCUCAGUUGCAGUGUUUCAGAUGGCAAAACGGAGGUGAAGUGGUACAAAGACGGCAAGUUGUUGAUAUCCAGUAGGACGAUAUACACCGAGGCGAAAGGCGACGCUCGUCAGCUGGUGAUUGAAAAGGUCGAGAAGAGCGACGCCGGAGAGUACACAUGCGAAGCCGGAGAGGACAAGCUGGUCUUCAAGAUAUUUGUGUCCGAGACUCAAUCGGCCUUCUCCAACAAGGAGUCGGUCCAGAAGGAGGUGAAAGCCACUUCCUCCCAGAAGGCCACUCUGAGCUGUGAGCUAGCUGACACCAAGACGGAGGUGAAGUGGUACAAGGACGGCAAGCUGCUGACUUCCAGUAAGACCAUCCACACCGAGUCGAAGGGCAAGAGUCGCCAGCUGGUGAUCGAUAGCGUGGAGAAGAAGGAUGCCGGAGAGUACGUCUGUGAGGCCGGAGCCGAGAAGCUGGUCUUCAAGAUACAGGUGGCAGAGGCCCAGUCAGCCUUCUCCAACAAGGAGUCGGUCCAGAAGGAGGUGAAAGCCACUUCCUCCCAGAAGGCCACUCUGAGCUGUGAGCUAGCUGACACCAAGACGGAGGUGAAGUGGUACAAGGACGGCAAGCUGCUGACUUCCAGCAAGACCAUCCACACCGAGUCGAAGGGCAAGAGUCGCCAGCUGGUGAUCGAUAGCGUGGAGAAGAAGGAUGCCGGAGAGUACGUCUGUGAGGCCGGAGCCGAGAAGCUGGCGUUCAAGAUACAGGUGGCAGACACACAGGUCCAGUCUGCAUCCUCUCACAAGGAGUCGGUCCAGAAGGACGUGAAAGCCACGCUCUCCCAGAAGGCCACUCUGAGCUGGGAGGUUUCUGACUCCAAGACGGAGGUGAAGUGGUACAAGGACGGCAAGCUGCUGGCCACCAGUAAGGCCAUCCACGCCGAUUUGAAGGGCAAGAGUCGCCAGCUGGUGAUCGACAGCGUGGAGAAGAAGGACGCCGGAGAGUACGUCUGCGAGGCCGGGGCCGAGAAGCUGGUCUUCAAAUUACAAGUGGAAGGUGUUUCUCCUGAGGCUAAAUCCCCUUUCAUCAACAAAGAGUCCGUGCAAAAGGAAGUGAACGCCGCUCUCUCCCAGAAGGCCACUCUGAGCUGCGAGGUAGUCGAUAACAAGACGCAGGUGAAGUGGUACAAGGACGGCAAACCGCUGAGCACCAGCAGAGCAGUUCACACGGAGUCAACGGGUCAGAUCCGUCAGCUGGUGAUCGACAGCGUGGAGAAGAGAGAUGAAGGAGAAUACGUCUGUGAAGUGGGAACACACAAAGUGGUGUUUAAAGUACAGGCGACAGAGAUCAAAUCGGCUUUCUCCAACAAGGAGUCGGUCCAGAAGGAGGUGAAAGCCACUUCCUCCCAGAAGACCACUCUGAGCUGUGACGUCUCUGACACCAAGACGGAGGUGAAGUGGUACAAGGACGGCAAGCUGCUGACUUCCAGUAAGACCAUCCACACCGAGUCGAAGGGCAAGAGUCGCCAGCUGGUGAUCGAUAGCGUGGAGAAGAAGGACGCCGGAGAGUACGUCUGUGAGGCCGGAGCCGAGAAGCUGGUCUUCAAGAUACAGGUGGCAGAGGCCCAGUCAGCCUUCUCCAACAAGGAGUCGGUCCAGAAGGAGGUGAAAGCCACUUCCUCCCAGAAGGCCACUCUGAGCUGUGAGCUAGCUGACACCAAGACGGAGGUGAAGUGGUACAAGGACGGCAAGCUGCUGACUUCCAGUAAGACCAUCCACACCGAGUCGAAGGGCAAGAGUCGCCAGCUGGUGAUCGAUAGCGUGGAGAAGAAGGAUGCCGGAGAGUACGUCUGUGAGGCCGGAGCCGAGAAGCUGGCGUUCAAGAUACAGGUGGCAGAAGCCCCAGCUGGAUUCUCCAACAAGGAGUCGGUCCAGAAGGAGGUGAAAGCCACUUCCUCCCAGAAGGCCACUCUGAGCUGUGACGUCUCUGACACCAAGACGGAGGUGAAGUGGUACAAGGACGGCAAGCUGCUGACUUCCAGCAAAGCGGUGCACACGGAGUCAAAGGGCAAGAGUCGUGAGCUGGUGAUAGAGAAAAUGGAUAAAAAAGACGUCGGAGAAUACGCAUGUGAGUCCGGAGCGGAAAAGCUGGUAUUUAAGCUGCAGAUGACAGACGCAGCCGUCAAGUUCCAGAGGACGCUUGUCAAAGACACGUGUGUCGUGGAAGUUAGUGAAAAAGUCGUUUUGAGCACUGAGCUGACCAAAGAGGGCGGUAGUGUGACGUGGUUCAGAGAAGGUGUGGAGCUCAAGGAGGGCAGCAAGUAUGAAAUGAAAAAAGAGGGCCUGUCUCGUACCCUGAUAGUAAAAUCCUCAGAAUCCAAAGACAGCGGGACGUACUCCUGUCAAACGGCUGAUGACAAACUAGAGUUCAAAGUUCAAGUUAAAGAUCCAGCUCUGAAGUUUGUCGUCCCUCUGAAAGCUGCUACGGUGGAGCUGGGAGGUACGCUCACCCUGACGUGUGAACUGAACCGAGCCUCGGGGGACGUCGUCUGGCGCCACGAUGGUCGCGAAAUCAAACCCGGAGGCCGCCACUGCGUCAGGGCAGACGGCGCUAAGCGGGUUCUCGCUGUGACCGGCGCGACUAAAGAAGACGAAGGGGACUACGACUGCGAGUGUCGAAACGACAAGACCUCCGCCAGAGUCUCUUCGAAAGCACCCAGACUGGUGAGGCUGACCGCCAAGCUGAACAACGUGGCCGCGACGGAGGGUAAAGACGCCGUUUUCAAGUGCGCCGUCAGCCCGGCGGACGCCGACGUGAAAUGGUUCCACAACAACGUGCCCGUCACCGCGGGGCCCAGGUACAGGAUCGAGCGUGGCGGCGGCAGUCACUCGCUCACCAUCGCCUCCGUCGCCCAAAAGGACGCCGGGGAGAUUAGCGUCGACGCGGAAGGCAAAAGCUGCAAAGCUUCCCUACAAGUGCAGCAUGAGCCUGUGACAUUUAAGAAAAAGCUAGAAAACCUGACAGCGGAGGAGCAGAGUGAAGUGAAGCUGGAGGUGGAGCUCAGCAAGCCGUCGGAGGAAGUGAGGUGGAUGAAGAACAGCGUCGUGCUGCAGCCCGCAGGGAACAUGGAGAUUCGGGUCGACGGCGCGAAGCAGACGCUGGUCUUCAAGAGUGUGACUUGUGCUGACCGGGGCGUCUACUCCUGUGAAACUCUGGACGACAAAACCCAGACCAAGCUCAAUGUGGAGAUGAAGAAGAUCCAGGUCACGAAGGGGCUAACAGAAACCCAGGUGCAUGAGACGGAGACGGUAACAUUUGAGGUGGAACUCAGCCAGGCGGAUGUCGAAGGCUCCUGGACCAGGGACGGGGCCAAGUUAAAGUCGGGGGCCAACUGCCGCAUCACAGCUCUGGGAAAGAAGCAGGCCUUAACGUUGUCCAAUCUCAAGAGGGAAGACGCGGGAACUAUUUCCUUCCAAGCAGAAGGAGUGCACAGUUCGGGCAAACUGAUUAUCACAGAGCCUCCUGCUAUGAUCUCCAAGCCCCUCGUGGAUAUCGCCGCUCCCGAGAAGGAGAAGGUUACUUUCGAAUGCGAGUUGUCCAGAACGAAUGCAGAUGUUAAAUGGUUCAAGGAUGAUGCAGAACUGAAAGUGGGUAAGACCUUUGGCAUCCACUCCUCGGGCCGAAAGCGUUCUUUGGUCAUCAACAAAUGCACCAAUGGAGAUGCAGGAACUUACAUCUGUCGCACCGCCGAUGACAACACCGCCGCCACGCUCACCGUGCACGCCAGAGAUAUUAAGAUUGUUAAGAAGCUGGAGGAUGUGGAAGUGAUGGAGAAGGAGAGCGCUGCGUUCGUCUGUGAAAUCUCACACGAUGAAGUGGAGUGCCAGUGGCACAAAGGAAGCAUCAAACUCAAAGCCGGGGACAACAUCAAGAUGAGACAGGAGGGCAGAACCCAUGUGCUCCUGUUUAAGACCGUCGCCCCAGAAGAUACGGGUGAGAUCAAGUUCACGGCUGACAAAGCCUCUUCAGCUGCACGACUUAAAGUGAAAGAGCUGCCCGUGAAGUUUGUGAAGAGACUCAGGGAUAAGAUAGCGAUGUAUAAGCAUCGCGGUCACCUCGAAUGCCAAGUGUCACGCGCCAGCGCAAAGGUGAAGUGGUACAAGAACAAGACGGAGCUCAAACACGGCAAGAAGUACGAGAUCAGAAGCGAAGACGUGUACCGAAAACUCCUCAUCAACGACGUGGACUCCGGAGACGAAGACACCUACACCUGUGACGGCACCGAUGACAGGACGUCCUGUAAACUCCUCGUAGAAGAGCAGGCAAUCAGCAUUGUGCGGGAGCUUAGCUCAGUGGAAGUGACCGAGCCCUUCGCAGCUGUCUUUGAAGUUGAGAUCAGCAUGGAGCUGGUGAAACCUCCCACAUGGACCCUGAAUGGAGUCGCCGUGCAGGAGAGCGCCGAUGUCGAAAUGGAGAAAGAGGGCGCUAUGCACCGUCUCACGUUCAAAAAGACCAAAGCAUCAAUGACGGGACCCGUGCAGUUUACAGCUGGGAAGAGCAAAUCUUUAGCUCAGCUCGCAGUGAAAGAGCGCCCACUUGAGGUCGCAGAGCCCAUGAAAGACGUGAAGGCGAAGGAGAAAAGCUCGGCGAUACUCACCUGCAAAUUCUCUGCCUCACCCAAAGAGGUCAAGUGGUUCAAGGGUCAGGGGCCUCUGGCAGCGUCGGACAAGUAUAACAUAAAGCAGGACGCUACGAGGGCUCAGCUCACCAUUCAAAGGUUGACUGAGGAAGACAGUGGAGAGUACCGCUGUCGGUCUGGACCCGCUGAGACCAAAGGGACUCUUACUGUUGAAGCGCGCGACAUCAAGAUCACCAAGCACCUGGCUGACACGGAGGUCGACGAAGACAGCGACGCGGCGUUCACGUGUGAGAUCAACUACGCCGACGAAGAGGUGCAGUGGCUUCUGAGCGACAAGGUGCUCUUCACCAAUGAAGUCAACGCCAUCACGCACGACGGGAAGGCUCACAAGCUCACGCUGAAGAACCUGGCCCCUCAGGAUGGGGGGACUAUCACCUUUAAGGUCCGCAAAGUGAAGGAGUCCGUGACACUUAAGGUCAAAGAGAAGCGCGCGGUGUUCCUCAAGUCUCUCGAUGACGUCAUCGGAGAGGAGAAAGGCAUGAUAACGCUAGCGUGCGAGGCGUCCAAGCCCAGGGUUUCUCCGACGUGGAGAAAAGAAAGCCAAGUCUUGAAGGCCGGCUCGAAGUACGAGCUGCUUCACACCGGCAAGUCGUUGGGACUGAUCAUCAAGGACGUCACCAAUGAAGACGCCGGAGAGUACAGUUGUGAUCUUGGAACCGAGGUUUCUAAAGCCAAGGUCACUGUGAGAGAGAUUGGCAUUGGAAUUACCAAAUGGCUGAAGUCAGCCGAGGUGAAUGAGGGAGAGACGUGCAGCUUUGAGUGCAUCUUAUCUCGGGAGAGCACGGAUGAGUGUUCCUGGACUCUCAAUGGCCACGCUGUCGCCAAUGGAGGCCGCUUCAAGGUCACCAGUAAAGGACGCAAGUACAUGCUGACCGUGAAGGACGUCGUUCCUGCCGAUGCUGGAGAGGUGGUCUUAAACAUUAAAGACCUGAGCUCCAAAACAACAUUAACGGUCGAAGCCGCAGCUUCGUCCGUGUCUCAAGGACUGCAGAGUGUUAGUGCUGUUCGAGGGGAAGAUGCUGUGUUUACCUGCGAGGUCACGCAGUGUAGUUCCACUGUAAAGUGGGCCAAGGAAAGCAAAACCAUCAAAAAGAGCCAGAAGUAUGACAUUAGCCAAGAGGAUAAGGUCAUGAAGCUGAUCGUCCUUAAUGUCGCUGCUCAAGACUCUGGAGAGUACAGUUGUGAAGUUGUUGGAGGUGCGACCACUAGAGCCACGCUGGACGUCAGGGAGCCAACCCAUGUAUUCACUAAAGCGCUUAUGGACAGCCGAGCUGAGGAGGGGAGCGCUGUGGUGUUGCAGUGUGAGAUUGCACAAUGCCCGUCCACUGUGAUAUGGCUUAAAGGCCCCGCAGAGCUCAAGGCUGGAGGUCGAUAUGAGAUGUCCCAGAAGGACGGGAUCCUAACUCUCACCAUCAAACACCUGGAGGAGAAAGACACUGAUAUCUACACCUGUGACGUGGGCACUGCCAAGAGCGUGGCAAAGGUGACGGUCAACGCAUUGCCGCCAACCUACAUAGAGAAACUGCAGAGCCAGGAGGCCGAGGAGGGAGCGAGUGUCACUCUCUGUUGUGAGCUCUCUAAACCUGGAGUCCCUGUGGAGUGGAAGAAGGGAACUCAGAUCCUGAAGUCUGGACAAAAGUACCAGAUGAAGCAGAAGGCCUCUGUGAACCAACUCCUGAUAGACCAGGUGGAGCCAGAAGACAGUGGAGACUACAGCUGUGUGUGUGGAGACCAGAAGACCUCAGCCAGCCUGAAGAUCAAGGCCCGACCAGUGACCUUCAAACAGAAGCUGGAGGGCCAGGAGGCCGAGGAGGGAGCGAGUGUCACUCUCUGUUGUGAGCUCUCUAAACCUGGAGUCCCUGUGGAGUGGAAGAAGGGAACUCAGAUCCUGAAGUCUGGACAAAAGUACCAGAUGAAGCAGAAGGCCUCUGUGAACCAACUCCUGAUAGACCAGGUGGAGCCAGAAGACAGUGGAGACUACAGUUGUGUGUGUGGAGACCAGAAGACCUCAGCCAGCCUGAAGAUCAAGGCCCGACCAGUGACCUUCAAACAGAAGCUGGAGGGCCAGGAGGCCGAGGAGGGAGCGAGUGUCACUCUCUGUUGUGAGCUCUCUAAACAUGGAGUCCCUGUGGAGUGGAAGAAGGGAACUCAGAUCCUGAAGUCUGGACAAAAGUACCAGAUGAAGCAGAAGGCCUCUGUGAACCAACUCCUGAUAGACCAGGUGGAGCCAGAAGACAGUGGAGACUACAGCUGUGUGUGUGGAGACCAGAAGACCUCAGCCAGCCUGAAGAUCAAGGCCCGACCAGUGACCUUCAAACAGAAGCUGGAGGGCCAGGAGGCCGAGGAGGGAGCGAGUGUCACUCUCUGUUGUGAGCUCUCUAAACCUGGAGUCCCUGUGGAGUGGAAGAAGGGAACUCAGAUCCUGAAGUCUGGACAAAAGUACCAGAUGAAGCAGAAGGCCUCUGUGAACCAACUCCUGAUAGACCAGGUGGAGCCAGAAGACAGUGGAGACUACAGUUGUGUGUGUGGAGACCAGAAGACCUCAGCCAGCCUGAAGAUCAAGGCCCGACCAGUGACCUUCAAACAGAAGCUGGAGGGCCAGGAGGCCGAGGAGGGAGCGAGUGUCACUCUCUGUUGUGAGCUCUCUAAACCUGGAGUCCCUGUGGAGUGGAAGAAGGGAACUCAGAUCCUGAAGUCUGGACAAAAGUACCAGAUGAAGCAGAAGGCCUCUAUGAACCAACUCCUGAUAGACCAGCUGGAGCCAGAAGACAGUGGAGACUACAGCUGUGUGUGUGGAGACCAGAAGACCUCAGCCAGCCUGAAGAUCAAGGCGGUGACUCUGCCAACUACCGGACAGACUCCUAAAGAGCAGCUCCUCAAACAGGAGAUCCAGAGAGAUUCACGAGAGCUCAAAGUGGGAGGUGAAGUUCUUCCCGUCGUCGUCGUUCGAGACCUGGAGAGCCGAGAGGCCGAGGAGGGCCACGCCGUCACUCUGCGCUGCGAGCUUUCUAAACCCGGACUCCCCGUCGAGUGGAGGAGGGGAACUCGAGUGCUGAGUCGCGGAGAAAAGUACCAAAUGAAACAAAUCGGAUCGAGCUACGAGCUACAGAUCUCGGAUCUGACACCCGGAGACACGGGAAGCUACACGUGCCGUUCGGAGGACGCGCUGUGCUCGGCCUCUCUGGUCGUAAACGCUGCCCCGGUUAUUUUCACAAAAGAGCUCGAGAGCCAAACGGCUGACGAGGGGGACAGCGUCACCCUCCACUGUGAGCUUUCUAAAGCCGGUGUUCCUUUGGAGUGGAGGAAAGGGGAGCUCGGCCUUUGUCCUUGUGCCAAGUAUGACAUUAGACAAGCGGGACACCUGGCGUCACUAGUCAUCCACGACGUGGACCCCGAGGACGCCGGGAGUUACACAUGUGACGCCGCGGUCCAUCGAAGCGCUGCACAACUAGACGUGAAGGCCCGGCCUGUCCUUUUCAAAACGCAGCUGCAAAACCUCGAAAGACGGGAAGGGGAGAGCGCUAGUCUUCGCUGUGAGACCACAACGCCGGGCGCCGGCGUCGUCUGGAGGCUCGGCGACAGGCCGCUGGCGUCCAGCGGCAAGUAUCACCUGAAACAGGAAGGAACCGUGGUGGAGCUCGCCAUCUAUAAACUGCAGGGGGCUGACUCGGGAGAAUACUCCUGCGAUACGGGCGACCAGAGGACUUCAGCUGUCCUCACCGUGCAGGAGGUCGAGGUUAACAUACUGAACUUCCUGGAGAGCUGCGUUGUGUACGAGGGAGAAGACGUUCACUUUGAAUGUCGGGUUUCUCGCGGGGACGCGCCUCAGGCUCAGUGGAAGCUCCAGGACGUCCCGCUGCAGGAUAACGAAAUGAACCUGAUCCUGCGCGAGGGUCCCGUGCACGGCCUCACGCUCAGAGGCGUCACGCCGGCUGACUCGGGAACAGUCACUUUCACAGUGGGUAACCACACUUCCACCGCUUCUCUGACAGUUAGAGCCGCACCUGUGCUAUUCAAGAAGGAGCUGGAGAGUCAAGAGGCCCGUGAAGGAGACGCGGCCACCCUGUCCUGUGAGACCUCCAGCCCCGACUGCCAGGUGAUCUGGCUGAAGGGCUCCACGGUGCUCACCCACGGAGAAAAGUACAACACGGAGCAGAGAGCCAGCACUCACAUCCUGGUCGUGCACAAGCUGAAUGUGCAGGACGGUGGAGAAUACACCUGUGACACAGGGGGGAGGAAAAGUACAGCUACCCUGACUGUGAAAGAGCAUGUGCGCCUCGUCCGGGAGCUCUGCGACCUCACCGUGGCCACCGGGCAGGACGCCGUCUUCGAGGUCGAGUUGUCUCACUCCGGCGUGACGCACGGGGAAUGGUGGCUCGCAGACAACCUCCUUCAAAAUAACGACCUGAAUCAAAUGAGCGUCCGGGGCGCGGUGCACCGUUUGGUCCUGAAGAUGGUGACCACGGAUGAGUCGGGGGACGUCGCCUUCGUGGUGGGAGAAGAGAAGACCGUGGCCUGUCUCCUGGUGGAGGAGAAACCCAAAGUGCUAAUACUAGAGAGGCCCCACGACACUGUGGCAGUAGAGGGUGAAACCGCCACGCUGGCCUGCACCGUCUCUGACGCCAAGGCCGCAGUCAGCUGGAUCAGAAACAACGUGGCCGUCCAAGCCGGCCUCAAGUACGAGCCGAGGAGCAACGGGGCCUUCCGCCAGCUUUGUAUCCACAACCUGGUGCCCGAGGACUCGGGAACGUACACGUGUGACACUGGAGAUGCACAGUGCGGCGUCACCUUGACCGUGGAAGGUGCCCCAGUGUUCUUCCGCAAAGAGCUCAAGAACCUGGACGCCUUAGAGGGCGAGGAGGUCACCCUGCGCUGCGAGCCGUCUAAGCCGGGCGUUCGUGUUGAGUGGAGGAAAGGGGGCAUGGUCCUCCAGCCCGGUAAGAAGUGCGAGAUGAGGCAGGAAGGGUGCGUUCAAGAGCUCGUUUUACGGAACCUGGAGCCUGAGGACAGUGGCUACUACACCUGUGAUGCAGGAGACCAGCUCACCACAGCGUCUUUGGCGGUGCAAGUGAAAGAAGUCUUCGUAGUGUGUGGUCUUAAGACCAUCGACGUCUUUGUUGGGGAGUGGGCAACCUUCUCCUGCCAGCUGUCUGGUAGGGCACCUGUCCAGGUGCAGUGGUGGCUGGACGGCACCUUGCUGGAGAACAGCCCCUUUAGUGAGAUAGAGCUGAGCCCGGGCCACAUCCACACGCUCACCUUAAAGAACCUGGCCACGGACGACUCUGGCACUGUCGCGUUCAAAGCCGGCAGUUUAACAGCAACAGCAAAGCUCUUAGUCAAAGAUCCCACAGUCGAAGUGGUGAGCGAGAUGGAGGACCUCCGGGUGCUUAAGAACCAACCGGCUGAGUUCAUCUGCCAGUACUCGCGGCCGGUCACGGCUCAGUGGAAGAAAGACGGCCGGCCGUUGCAGCCCGAUGGCCGAAGGGUGUUAGUGGAGCAGGACUGGAACGUGGCGCGCUUGUACAUUAGCCACGCGUCCGCCGAGGACGCGGGCGCAUACGCCUGCGAGGCGGAGGGGACUCGCGUGGUCGCUUCACUUUACGUGGAAGGCAAACCCAUUGACCUUGUCCAGGGCCUGGAGAAUGUGGAAACCUUCGACGGCGGUGAAGCGCUGUUCGAGUGCGCCCUCUCCCGUCCCGAGAGCAAAGACUGUCGCUGGCUCCUCGACGGGAAACCAGUCAAGGAGUCCCCUAAUGCUGAAAUCGUGACCUUUGAGAGCGGCCGUCGUCACCUGCUGCUGCUGAAGGAGUUGAGAGUGAGCGACAGCUGCACGGUGACCUUCAAAGCUGGCGCAGCAUCCACAUCUGCCCAACUCUCUGUCAAAGGCUGGCAGCUGGAUGUUGUGAAGCCUCUGGAGGACAAGGUGGCCGCAGUGGGAGAGAAGGUUGAGUUCUGCGUCGAGCUCAACGAGCGGGUCCCCGUGGCGGAAGUCGCCUGGUACGCCAACGGCGUUGAGAUCAAGUCCAGCGACCUCUGGGCUAUGAGGGCCGACGGAUGUUCUUAUCGCCUCGUCCUCAGGCAGGCGCCGCUUUUGCCGCAGCAGGAAAUUACGUUCGCUGCAAGAGAUGCCCUCUCUCUGGCCAAGCUCACCAUCAUCACUGUGUCUGAUCCUCCGGAGGACCCGGAGGUCCUCGGUAAGACGGAAAAGUCCGUCACCCUCUCUUGGUUCACUCCUUUACACGACGGAGGAAGUCCCAUCCUGGGCUACAGGGUGGAGAUGCGGCUGACGGACAGCGCCCUGUGGCUUCCGAGUCAUUCUGAACCCGUGUGCAACACAGAGUUCGUGGUUGAGAACCUCACCCCGGGGAGCGGCUACAGGUUUAGAGUGGCAGCCAUCAACAGAGCCGGGAUUGGAGAGCCCGUUGAGUUGCCUCAGACUGUGCAGCUGGGUGUCGAGGCAAAACAGGGAGAGCCUGAGACGAUGGGCCAACCCAGUCUGCCCCCGGAAGCAGCUGAAGAAGGCGACGUCCACGAGCUGUGGGAGGAAACGGCCAAGAAACGGCGCAUGAGCCGAGAGCCGACUCUGGACUCCAUCACGGAGCAACCGGAGGAGGUCGUGGGUGGUCAAAAUAAAUCGGCGCAGAAAGAUUCGAAGUCUUCCGAGAAGGUGGAAGUUAAAUCGGUCGAGCGAGCGCAGGCCACCGCGUCCAAGAAGCAGACGGCGUCCAAGUUGUUGACCGGCUCGGAGGACGAGUCUGUUCCCGGGGGUUCGACGCUCGUCUCCUACCUCAAGAAGAGCAGCAAGUCGACCGUCACAGCGACCAAUGAGGCCGAGGCCGAGGCCAUUUCCACCGAGAGGUUCUUUGAACAUUUCCAGAUGGCAGAGAAGAGAACCGUUGAAACGACCGCGAUUCAGCAGACGGACGCGAAACCGGCGCCCGCGGAGGAGACCGACGUCAUGGAGAUCAGCAAAGAGGACGAGCCCGAGCUCAGGGACGCGGCCAUUAAGAUCCAAGCUGCCUUCAAGGGCUACAAAGCCCGCAAGGUCAUGCGACCCGUCUUUAAAGACGCCUUCAAAGACCAGACCAAAGAACCCAACGGCACCAUUCAUCUCGAAUGUGUGGCGGAAGGCAAACCCGAUAAGAUGCGGUGGCUGAAGGAUGGAGAGCCGCUGCAGGACGGCAAGCACCACCAUAUUGAUAUCUAUAACGACGGCACCUGCUCGCUGGUCAUCACCGCCAUCGACACAAAGGAUACCGGCGUGUACACCUGUGAGGUCACCAACAAGUACGGAGUCACUUCUCACAGCGGUAAGGUCACAGUGGGCACGGCGAGAGAAUCUUCCGGGCGGCGGCCGCUGACCGUGGGCUACAGCGCCGACAGCGAGCCCGAGAGCUCCUCGGGGAGUGAGAUGGACGAGUCGCUGAGGCAGGCGAGCAGACGUCUCCGGCGCCUGCUGCGCACGCGCCUCCCGCCGGCCGUCGAGGAAGAGCCGUUUGUCAGCGCCGACGAAGGAGACCUGUCUCAUCCGGACCCGCACUCCUACAGAGAGGACGACAGCUACAUCUACAUUCGCUUCGACUCGCGGGCGGAGGCCGACGUGGCCUCCAAGAGGUUCCAGCAGAUGUUUACCAUCCACGGGGUGCCGGUGGAGACCACCAUCCUGGAGGCAGGGUUUCUCAAAGUGGAGCUGCGAAUCAAAAAGAUGGGCUACACGCAGGACGGCACACAGACCCCCACGCCGGAUAGACAGCCUCCUGCCUUUAUGGCCGGAGCAGCAGCCGCCCCGGUCUUCCUGACAGAGCUCCACAGUCAGGAUGUCCCCGACGGUUAUCCGGUCAGCUUCGACUGCGUCGUGAUCGGCAAGCCCACUCCCGCCGUUCACUGGUACAAGGACGGCAAGCUGCUCGAGGAGAACGACCACUACAUGAUCAACGAGGACCAGGAGGGCUGCCACCAACUCAUCAUCACCACCGUGCUGCCCACCGACAUGGGCGCGUAUCGCUGCACCGCUGAAAACGGCAGCGGCAUCGCAGCCACUAAGGCUGAACUCAGGGUGGACAUGUCGUGCAGCUCCGAUUACGACACUGCUGCUGAUGCCACUGAGACGUCUUCCUAUGUCAGUGCCAAGGGAUACAUGUCCAGGGAAACUGAGACGUUUGAGUCCGUGGCUGAAGACGAUCAGCUUCCACAAGUUGUGGACGAGCUUCACGACGUUCAUGUCAGUCCAGGUUCACCUGUCGCUAAGAUGCAGCUCAAAUUGAAGGGCUUCCCCAAACCCCGAGUAUACUGGUUCAAAGACAGCCACCCUCUGAGGCCUUCAGAGAGGAUCCUGUUGCUGGCGGAGAGAGACGUUCACGCCGUGGAGAUCCUGCAGGUGAAGAAAGAGGACAUGGGGGAGUACUCUGCUUACAUCAGCAACGCAGCUGGUUCCGCCUACUCCUCCGGCCGCCUGGUAGUUCUGAAUCCGGGGGAGAUGAUGCCACAAGUCAAAAGAGACCCCAAGGUGCCCCUGGUGCCACCCCGCUUCCUGGAAAGGUUCAGCAACAGGAAGGUGAAGCAAGGAGCCAGCAUCACUCUGUCCGUCAAAGUAGAAGGCUCCCCCACUCCGAUGGUCUCGUGGCUGAAGGAGGAAUCGAUGGAAGACGUCCUGUGGAUCAAGCCCGACACCAAGGGAUACAAAAUCGCCAGCUCGGGACGCCAGCACAGCCUCAUCCUGAUGGACGUGGGCACAGAAUACACGGGCGCCUACACCUGCAUUGCCACCAAUAGAGCGGGGCAGUCCAUCUGCACCGCCCACCUCGAGGUCGAUGACGUACCACAACCAAAGAAGACCUCAGAGGUUCUUGGAAUUACCGUUAGCGCUCCAGAGGAGGAGGCUGGCAGAGCAAAAGAGAUUAAAAUACCCUACCUCGGUGAAGUGGGCACAGAGGAAUUCCUCAUGAAACUCACCUCCCAGAUCACUGAGAUGGUAUCGGCGAAGAUGACGCAAGACAGCUUACAGAAUCUUGAAGUGCUCCAGUGGAUGAAAUCUUGGCCCAAAACUACCACUUCCUUGCGCGUACCAGGCGACAGCGACGAUGAGACCAAGACGCCUUCUCCGUCGCCUCAUCACGGGCGCUCUCGCCCUCCCUCUCUCAUCGCCGACUCCUCCUCCGAGUCCGACGAGGGGGACGCCAGAGGGGAGAUGUUUGACAUCUACGUGGCGACGGCUGACUACAACCCCACCUUAGCGAGCACAGAAGCCAUCGCUCUGAAGGUGGGGCAGUACGUCGAGGUGUUGGACUCUGCUCACCCCCUCAAAUGGUUAGUCCGGACCAAACCCACCAAAACGACGCCAUCCCGUCACGGCUGGGUCUCACCUGCCUACCUGGACAAGAAGCUCAAACUCUCUGCGGAUACGAGCGACCUUCCAGAGACAAACGUAGAGGAGGUGUCCGAGGGGGAAUACAAGAGGAAGUUAUUCCGACUCAUCCAAGACCUGAUGAAGGGUGAAGCCGAGUUCGUGAAAGAGAUGGACUUCUUCACCUCCCACCACCUGAAGCACGCCGACGGCCCCGACGCACCGCCCGACGUCAGCAGCCAGAAGGAAGCCAUAUUCAGGAACCUUGAUGACAUCAAGUCCUUCCACAGCAAGGCAUUCCUUCCGAAGCUGAACGACUGCGACACGGACGACGACGUAGCCAUGUGCUUCCUGAAGAACAAGGAGGGCUUCGAGAAGUACCUCCACUAUCUGGUCGGCCAGAGUCUGGCUGAAUGUGCCGUCAGCGACACGGCCGUCCACCGCUUCUUCAAGGAGUACACGGAGAAAGUGCAAGCCAGUGCAGACCCUGCAGACCCCCCAGUACGGAGCAUCAACGCCAGCCUCCAACAACCACUGGAGAGGAUUCAGAAGUACAAGGCCGCCCUGAAGGAGCUCAUCCGGAACAAGGCGAAAAAUGGCCAGAACUGCUGCCUGCUGGAAGAGGCGUACGCCAUGGUGUCUGCACUGCCCCAGCGCUCGGAGAACACCCACCACGUCACCAUGAUCGAGAACUACCCUGCCACGCUGGAGGUUUUAGGAGAGCCGAUGAGACAGGGGCCCUUCCAAGUGUGGGAAGGGGCUCCGGGAAUCAGGACGUCCUCUCGAGGUCACAACCGCCACGUGUUCCUGUUUAAGAACUACUGCGUCAUCUGCAAAGCCAAGAGAGACAGCAACACCGACACGCAAGCGUAUGUUUUUAAGAACAUGAUGAAGCUGAAUAACAUCGACGUGAACGAGACGGUGGAGGGCGACGACCGCGCCUUCGAGAUCUGGCACGAGCGCGAGGACUCUGUGAGGAAAUACACCUUGCAGGCCCGAACCGUGACCAUCAAGAACUCGUGGCUGAGGGACUUCAGAGAACUGCAGCAGCGAUACAGCACGCCUGCGUGGAGUCCUCCUGACUUUGAUGAAAUUCUGGCAAACUGCACAGCGGAGCUGAGACAGACAGUGAAGCUGGCCUGCAAAGUCACCGGCGUGCCCAAACCAGCUGUCACGUGGUACAAGGACGGACGCCCCGUGGAGGCCGAUCCUCAUCACAUCAUCAUCGAGGAUCCCGAUGGUUCCUGCACGCUGAUCUUGGACAACAUGACGGCCGACGACUCCGGCCAGUACAUGUGCUUCGCCACGAGCUCGGCCGGCAACGCCAGCACUCUCGGCAAGGUCACUGUUCAAGUGCCUCCUCGUUUUGUGAAUAAAAUGAGGAAUGCUAUAUUCGUUGCUGGGGAGGACACUCAGUUCACCUGCGUCAUACAGAGCGCCCCCAACCCCAAGAUCAGGUGGUUCAAAGAUUGCCGGCUGCUGACGGACCAGGACAAGUAUCAGACCUACAGCGAGCUCCGCAGCGGAGUUCUGGUCUUGGUGAUAAAGAACCUGAACGAGAGAGACCUCGGACGCUACGAGUGCGAGUUGUGUAACCGUCUGGGCAGCGCCAAGUGCGCCGCGGAUCUCGUCCCACCCUCCGCUGUGGCUCGCACUGGUGAGCAGGCCAUCACGAUCGAAGUUACUGAACAGGAGACGAGGAUACCAAAGAAAACCAUCAUCAUCGAGGAGACGAUAACCACUGUGGUGAAGAACCAACGUAUGAGGAGGCACAAGUCCCCCGGCUUCGCCGUCGCCGGAGCCCACCGCUCGGAGACCUCCACCCCAGAGGCCCCCGCGGCCAGGCCGAGGAGGAUGCCCACGGCGAGAAAGAGCGCCAUCCCCACCCUCUGCGUCACCGAGCCCGGCGGCGCCGAAGCCAGAGCCGCGGAGAGCAAGCCCCGGUGGAUCGAGGUGGAGGAGGUCAUCGAGUACAAGGUCAAUAAGUCCCCCAGGCUGUCCAGGAGGAGGGGCGUCUCGCCGGCGGGGUCUGAUCGCGCCACCGCUCCCUCCAGAUCUAAAAGAUCUCCGCCGGAGAACCCGAACGCAAACAAUUCCAACAACAAUCUGGUGGGGCAGGCCCAGGCCCAGGCCCAGCUGCAGGCCCAGGCCCAGCUGCAGGGCGACAGCCAGCCGCUCCCCUGGGAAGAAGAAGAAGAAGAAGAGGAGGGAGGCGUCGCCUCCGACUCCGGAGAGCCGCGCGAGAUCUCGUCCGCCCUCACGCCGGCCUGCGAAGACGGCGAGGACCCGGACGACGAUCAAACCGUCAUCUUUGAACCCGACGAUGAAGACGAGGAUCGUGUCUCGCCGGGGGAACGGGAGCCCGAGUUUCUGACGCAAGGCGGCCGCGUUUUGACCCUCGAAGACCUGGAGGAUUACGUCCCGGAAGAAGGCGAGUCCUACGGUUCCUCCGGCGCCCACAAGCCCGCCAAGGAAAAGCCCUGCGAGAUCUCCGUGCUCCAGAGGGAGAUCGGCGGCUCCACGGUGGGGCAGCCGGUGCUCCUCAACGUGGGGCGGCCCGUCGCCGCCCCCAGGCAGAGGAGCGGCGGCUUCUUCAGCCGCUUCAGGGAGCACCUCUCGUCCGGCGGCGUUUUCUCACCGGCGGCGUCGUCCCCGCAAGCCAGCGGAGGCCAGUCCCGGACGGAGAGGCGCGUCCCCAUCCAAGUGAGCCACGCCAAGAUCGAGGUGAAGCCGUCGUACCGCUCGGAGGUGCAGAGAGUGGAGGGCGGCCGGCGGAGCUUCAGAACCAAAGUGUCGACGCAGACCUUCGGCUACACGUCGGUGGGCAACCCGGUCACGCUGCAGAUCAGCGACGACCUUCGUCCGGACCAGUAGGAGCGAACGGAGAACCCUCUCAGUCUUAAACGGGGACAUUUCUACGACGUGAAGCAUCUUUGAACCGCUCCGUUCUGAAGAAGGAAAAAGAAUGUUCUAGGAGAAUGGUUCGUGUCACCAGACGAGCCGGAAAUUGUAUUUAAAUAUGUUACCUUGUUACAACCGAUUCGUGACGUGUUGAUCCAUACACAUGAUGGACGGAGAGGAAACGGAAGUUAUGGAUUGACUGAUUAACUAUUUAGUCGUCUGUUUUCAAGUGAAAUUCAAAUGUUUUUAAGUUUUAAAUCAUCACGAUUCAUUCACCUUCUCGAAAAAAUCGUGAACCUUGACCCACUAAUAUUAACUGAACCUGGCAUUAUCCUUAGUGAUGACUAUGUACGCGAACAAAUAAUUAAUAUAUACAUCUUUUUUUUUUUUUUUAGGGGGUUUCUGUUCAGUAAUGUCUCCUUUUGCAGUGCUUUAGCUUCCCGGAGCAGUGAGGUCACGUCUACGUGUUUUCUACGUCGACGGCCAAGUCAAUUUUAAAAAUAUGCAAUCGAAAAGGUUGUGCUUUAAAAAAAAAGAAAAUCUGAAACGUGAGUUUUUCUUCUUUUGGAGGUGUUUUGUGAAUUAUUUAUCGGUGAGCAGUUUUUUCUACAAACAUCUCUAACGAGCAGAAUCACCUGGAAGGUGGAUCCGUUUCACUGCAUGCGUCACUAAGUGAACGGUCCUUGUGUCUGGUAGUGUUGCGCAAUCACCCCGUGAAUUCAGUGCAUCACAGGGCCACAUGUAAGCGAAAGAUAUUUAUA
Messenger RNA from Cyclopterus lumpus (lumpfish), 20528 nucleotides. It is a transcript of the gene obscnb, whose product is annotated as obscurin, cytoskeletal calmodulin and titin-interacting RhoGEF b. The coding region runs from base 46 to 19740 and encodes 6564 amino acids. The record is from RefSeq and is a predicted model, not a curated record. Gene Ontology annotation, molecular function: guanyl-nucleotide exchange factor activity; protein binding. NCBI's taxonomy places the organism in Eukaryota, Metazoa, Chordata, Actinopteri, Perciformes, Cyclopteridae. The transcript is spliced from 81 exons.